Messenger RNA from Anthostomella pinea, 1671 nucleotides. The record is from the annotation of a GenBank genome assembly. NCBI's taxonomy places the organism in Eukaryota, Fungi, Ascomycota, Sordariomycetes, Xylariales, Xylariaceae.
AUGCGCAUGCGCAUGCGCUUCAGCAGCAGCAGCAGCAGCAGCAGCCCAGCUCUGAGAAGGCUCGAGGAGAAACCGUACUACGUGACGACGCCCAUAUUCUAUGUCAAUGCCUCCCCCCACGUCGGCCACCUGUAUAGCAUGCUCAUCGCAGACGUCCUCAAGCGAUGGGAGGUCCUCAAGGGCCGGCAAGCCUACCUGAGCACCGGCACCGACGAGCACGGCAUGAAGGUGCAGCGCGCCGCCGAGCUGCAAGACGUGCCGCCCAAGGCCCUGUGCGACACCAACGCCGAGACGUUCAAGGACCUGGCGCGCCGGGCGAACAUAUCCAACGACCACUUCAUCCGCACGACCGACCCCGAGCACCGAGACGCCGUCGAGUACUUCUGGGCCCGCCUGCGCGACAGCGGCUACAUCUACGAGACGAAGCACGAGGGCUGGUACUGCGUUAGCGACGAGACCUUCUACCCGGAGUCCGUGGUCGAGAAGCGCGUGUCGCCCCUUACCGGCAAGAGCUACGUCGCCUCGGUCGAGACGGGCAACGCCGUCGAGUGGACCGAGGAGAAGAAUUACCAUUUCCGCCUGACGGCCUUCCGCGACAGGCUGCUGCGGUUCUACAUGGAGAAUCCGGCCUGGGUCGUGCCUGAGAGUCGGUUUGUCGAGGUCAUCGACUGGGUGCGGAACAAUCUGGAGGAUCUGUCGAUAUCUCGCCCCGUCAGCCGGCUGGACUGGGGCAUACCUGUGCCGGAUGACCCGAGUCAGACUAUCUACGUGUGGGUUGACGCCCUGGUAAAUUACCUGACGACGGCCGGGUAUCCAAUAUGGCCGCCAGGCUCGGAGCACGACGGCGGCUGGCCGGCAGACGUGCACGUCGUCGGCAAGGACAUUAUCCGCUUCCACUGUAUCUACUGGCCCGCCUUCCUCAUGGCGCUGAACAUUGAGUUGCCGCGGCAGGUCCUGAGCCACGGCCACUGGCUGAUGAGCAAGCAAAAGAUGUCCAAAUCCAAGGGGAACGUGGUAAAUCCCUUCUUUGCUCUGGACCGCUGGGGUGUGGACACCAUGCGAUACUUCCUGAUCCACGGUGGCCAAGUAGCCAACGACUCGGACUACGACAACAGUUCCAUCGUCGACAAGUACAAGAAGGGUCUGCAGGGCGGCCUAGGAAACCUGCUCAACCGAAUCACGCGGCCCACGGCGUGGAGCGUGAGGGAGGCGGUCCAGGCGAAGGCCGCAAACAAGUCUUCUGUGUCACUCCUGGCUGUGCUCGUCCAGACUCAUCGGGAUCAGGUAGAUCAGCAGGUCCAAAAGGCGGACGCGCACAUGAAGGCACUGAACCCCGGCGGGGCGCUGAAGGAGAUCAUGGAGCUGGUAUAUGCGACCAACAGGUUCCUGCACAACACGGCACCGUGGGAUAAGCGCAAGGAGGGCGACACGGAAGCUGUCAACCAGAUCAUAUACCACGCCGCGGACUCGCUGCGCGUCGUCGGCAUCCUGCUGCAGCCCUUCAUGCCGGAGAAGGCGGCCCUGCUGCUCGAUAGGCUCGGCGUCGGCGAGGACCGGAGGGGGUUUGGGGAUGCGAAGCUGGAUGUGGAUGAGGACUAUGGGACUCCCGUGGUGCCGGUGGGUGCAGGGGCGCAGAGCAGCUUGUUCCCGCCGCUGCCUGUGGAGGAUUGA